CAUAAAGUUUGGGAAGAAGCUCAUUGCCACCGGGAAGACCUGUUAUCGACUUAACACUCGCUUGGAAUAUAUGUAGCCGAGUUGCAGUUGGUUCUGGACAUUGUUUACACAAGUCGGGACCUGAAAGACUCGCCUGGAGACAGAAUUUUCAUAAAGAAACAUCAACUUAAAAGAGAGUAGUCACACGACUGUAUAUCUAGACCUUAUUCUGCUUAUAUCUCAACGUACACGAACAACUCAUCUGAUUCAGAAUCAGAAUUUUCUGACUUAAAAAGAAUUGGAAUACACUAUGUCCGAAAUGGAGGCAUUAGUAUCUCAUUCUCUAUCUAUGACAAAGCCACAGAUGUCAACCAAGGCUUCGGCCUUUUCAAUAGCAGCGCUAAUCGCACCGGACGAUGAUGAUAUUGACACAGAAAAGGCGAAGAUUCCCGAUAUAGCCGUAAUCAAGACAAUAAAAGAACCAGUUGAAACUGUCAUGUCACCAUUAGAGAAACUGGUUGAGUCAGCUACAAGCGCAUAUGACAGCAAAUUCGCAAAAUCCGAAAGUGCAUUUAAAGCCACAAAGAAUGAACCCAUUCACAAUCUUGCAACUAAUGCCUUAAAGGGAAGCAAAGAGCUGGCUAAUGUUCAAUGUAGACUCGAGACAAAAGACUUGUGGGAUAAGUUCCACGAACUAGGGACAGAGAUGAUAAUCACGAAGUCUGGAAGGAGGAUGUUCCCGACAGUGAGAGUGUCCUUCAGUGGCUUGGACCCUGAUAUCAGAUAUGCUGUUCUGAUGGACAUUGUGCCAGUUGAUAACAAACGUUACAGAUACGCGUACCACCGCUCCUCGUGGUUGGUCGCAGGAAAAGCGGAUCCUCCUCUCCCUACACGUUUGUACAUGCAUCCAGAUUCUCCAUUUACCGGUGAACAACUACACAAACAGACUGUGUCAUUUGAAAAAGUGAAACUCACGAAUAACAUGUUGGACAAAAAUGGACAUAUUAUUCUGAACAGUAUGCACAAGUACCAGCCAAGGAUACACAUAGUGAAGAAAAAAGAUAACAGCUCUGGUCAGCAGUCAAUACAAAACCUUGAUGCUGAGGAAUUCAGGACUUUUGUAUUCCCGGAGUGUGUGUUCAUUGCAGUAACCGCCUAUCAAAACCAACUUAUCACGAAGUUAAAGAUUGACAGUAAUCCAUUCGCUAAGGGAUUUAGAGAUUCAUCAAGAUUAACAGAAUUAGAGAGCAGGGAGAGCAUGGAGUCAUUGAUCCAACAGCAUACUUACGCCAGAUCACCUCUAAGAUCUUACACCGAUACUGAAUUUGAAGAUUCCGUAAAGGCACACUUUUUAGAAAGUGCUAAAGAUGGAUCACAAGAUUCUAGCCAAUCACCGACGUCUAAUCCAAUGUCACUGUGGCGACCAAUGACGUCACGGUUAAUGCACUUACCAUAUGAACGUUCGCUUUAUUCAAUGUAUGGCAAUUUACUCGGACUUUCCUCAAGUAGUACAAGUUUGCAAACUCUAGGACUUCAUCAUUUGACGUCUCCUACCGGUUUAGGGAUCGGUAAUAUAGGUGGCGCUAACCCUAUGUUGUACACAUCUAGUGCAACUCAAGACGCCGUGAACAGUGUGUAUCAAUCUGCGGGUCUAUAUAACCAUAGAUACCAUCCUUACCUUUCAAAUAUUACGUCAACAAGCGCUGCAGGCCAGCUAAAGCGAAUUGAUUCACCGGUACUACAUUGAUAACAUCGACAGUUUAAUUGUUCAUAUAAAACAGUAUUUUAUCGAAUGUACAGUAUGGCCGCCAAACGUAAAGUUAGAGAUUUCAUCGCAGUAAAUCAACAAACAUUGAAAUAGUGUAUUGACAAUACAGAUCAUGGUCUUAUAGAUGGAAAAUUUGUAUCACGUUUCCAAAUUUUUAAUCCAUCUUUAAGACCAUUAUUACGCCUAAUUUGUAAUUUCUCUUUUACGAGGAUGUAAACCACUUAUAGGUUAUUCCAACAAUCAAAUGGUCGGGUGGCCUUAUAUGUAACAUUUACGCUAAUGUGUUUAGUGUGGCCCACUGGGGCAUAGUAUAGAAAGCGUGAAUCGCAGUCAAUAGAAGUUUGCCAAUAUGGCAACAAUUGUUACAUCCAUAAUUUGAAAAUAUUUAAGGUAAUUUAUUAUAUUCCAUGAAUGUAAAAUGUUAAAGAUAUUUGCGAGGAAAUAUUGUAAUUUUAAGGGAUUCGUAUUAUUUAUUUUCAUAUUGAGAUAUUUCUUAGAUGUAAAACUAUAUAAAGGAUGACAUCAUGUUCUUAUUUGUGAUACUUGAUACGUUCAAAUGCGCAUGUUUUUAAUAGACACUGUUAUUUCUCUUAAAAUAUGAUGGGAUAAUCUAUCCAAAAGGAGGGGUGGAUUUCAGGUUGAGGAUUCUGCUUUGCAUUUUUCUAAUGCACCAUAUAUUCCAUGUGAAGAUCCUAUACACUGUGUGAUAUAUUAGAUCAAAUAAAUUAUACAUAUUAAAUAAUGUAUAUAGUUUAUGUUUGUCAGUAUACAUUGAAGAAAGAUAUGGAUAUAUAUUUAAUAUUUAUUGGAAAGCAG
Owenia fusiformis is the source of this 2563-nucleotide messenger RNA. The record is from the annotation of a GenBank genome assembly. NCBI's taxonomy places the organism in Eukaryota, Metazoa, Annelida, Polychaeta, Sabellida, Oweniidae.